UACGGUAAUAACGCAGAGAUGGUUGAAUUCAAUUUCAAAGGGACGUAGUCAAGCGAAUACGACCUUAUCCAGCGUCACCAGAUUAACUGCGCAUCUGUCUAUAAGUACCUGGGGAAGAAAAAAUAUAUAUAUUAACCUUUAAGUGUUUCCUUAAUAAUAUGCCGUAUUAGGAAAUGAGAGGUGGGUUUCUGCUGAACACCAACACGAGCGGGGGUGUGAUCAUCUUUUGUGUUGUAGCGCAUCUUUGAGGGGCGUAACGCUUGAUGUUCGCGGACCAAUGAGAGGCGCCCGCUGAGCCGCCGAACACCGGAAGCGCCCUGAAGCCGAAAACGUCGUGCUGCGCCUGGCCUGUUGAUCGCCCGUCAGCAUGUCAGUCGUCUGGUUAAUGUGAAUUAACCGAAACAGAUUUGCGGAAAUUGCAGAAAGCAUGGAGGACCAGGAGACAGCGGAGGAGCUGUUAUUUAAACAGCAGCGAAAAGAGAAGAAAGAUCUGCAGGCCAAAAUUCAGAGCAUGAAAAAUGCUGUACCUAAAAAUGACAAAAAAAGGAGAAAACAGCUGGCCGAAGACAUUGCAAAGCUAGAAGCUGAACUCGGUGAGAAACACGAAGAGGAACUGAAGCAUCUGAACAGUUCUGAACUUGAAGACAAGGCUGAUGAUCUUGCCAAUGGAGUGCAGAGCCUGGAUCUGGAUGCUGAUGACCCAAAACCGUCCAAACAGCGUCCUUCCAAGGCCCAGAAGAGGCGGGAUAGGAAGGCCGCCCUGGAGAAGGAGAGGGAGAACAGGAUCGCGGAGGCCGAGGUGGAGAAUCUGCAGGGCUCUCGGCACCUGGAGAACCAGAAGCUUUCGCAGAUACUGGGAGGGAAGCAGUUGCAGAUCAGAGAGAUCAUGUCGGACGGGCACUGCCUGUACCGGGCCGUGGAGGACCAGCUGCUGAGGCGAGGCUCCACCCUGGGCCUGGCGGAGCUCCGCAGCCAGACCGCCCAGCACAUGAGGAAGCACGCUGAGGAAUUCCUCCCCUUUCUCACCAAUCCCACCACCGGCGACGUCUUCACGCCCGAGGAAUUUGAAAAGUACUGCAGCGAAGUCGCGGACACGGCGGCUUGGGGUGGACAGCUGGAGCUACGAGCGCUGACUGAAGUCCUCCAGAUCCCCAUCGAGGUCAUUCAAGCAGAGUCUCCUAUCAUUGUGAUUGGUGAAGAGCACCGUGAACCACCAAUCACUCUGGUCUACAUGCGGCACGCCUAUGGUCUUGGGGAACACUACAAUUCCGUGGAGCCGCUGAAGGAGGAAGAGACCUGAGAUUCUUCUUCUCCUGCAUCGUUGUGUGAUUUUCAUAGACCAGUGCUUCUGGGGUUAGAAUAAGAGCAAACUUGCUCCUGUUUAAGUGACAGCUCUGGUGCUCUUUAUCCAAUGGCCUGAAACUGUUACUUUUUGGAAUCUGAAGAAUUGCAGGUUUUGUCCCCCCCCCAGUGGCCAAUUUUGCAGAUGUACCUGAAGAGUUGUGUCUCGGUAAUGCUAGGCUGUGUUCCUGAGGACAUAUGCCAAAUUAUGUAUCUCAUGAGAUGGGAAUUAAAGUAACAGCAUACUGGUGUA
Brienomyrus brachyistius is the source of this 1594-nucleotide messenger RNA. It is a transcript of the gene otud6b, whose product is annotated as OTU deubiquitinase 6B. Gene Ontology annotation, molecular function: cysteine-type deubiquitinase activity. Lineage: Eukaryota; Metazoa; Chordata; Actinopteri; Osteoglossiformes; Mormyridae. Gene Ontology annotation, biological process: protein deubiquitination. The coding region runs from base 428 to 1300 and encodes 290 amino acids. The record is from RefSeq and is a predicted model, not a curated record. The transcript is spliced from 7 exons.